AUGGUCCGGGUAGUGCUCAGGGCCCUGUCGGCCUGGAGGCUGAUCUGGCGUUUGAGAGGAGGUCUCUUGCCUCUGACCAUGACUAAACUGGUGGAGUGGUUGGUUGGGGUCUCCCUGGUUCUGGUGGUCUGGGCCGUGGUGUCCUUCGACCUGCUGGAGCUGAGCCUGCCGCCCUCGUACCGGGAGGUGGCCUGGCCCAUGCCGCUGUAUCUGCUGGUGUCGUUCGGCUGCUUCUCUCUGGCCACAGUGGGAUACAGAGUGGCCACGUUCAACGACUGUGAAGACGCGGCCAAAGAGCUCCGUGAACACAUCAGAGAAGCCAAAGAAGACUUGAGGAAAAAGGGAUUAAAGAUGUGA
Knipowitschia caucasica is the source of this 357-nucleotide messenger RNA. The record is from the annotation of a GenBank genome assembly. Lineage: Eukaryota; Metazoa; Chordata; Actinopteri; Gobiiformes; Gobiidae.